AUGGUCCGCGAUGCCUUCAGCUGGGACCACACACACUCGUACCUAUCCAGUCCUCUGGUGGGACGGCCCUUGAGGUUGAGGUCCACGGCUGACGCUGGAAGGAUCCCGUCUGAUGGCUCCGCCUCUCUGCUCCACCCCUCCCUCCACCCCCCCCAGGGCUCUCUGGUCAAACCCCAGUGUGAGCUCCACCCCUUCCUCCCGCAGCCCGCCGAUGUCCAAUGGGCCGCCUCGCUCACCGACUCCGCCCUCAGCCCCGCCCACCUGCAGGCUGAUUGGCUGUCUGCUACCAUCCUGGGCCUCGACGGGGGGCUGGCUCUGUCCACGGUCGCCCGCGCUGCCACGGCAACCAUCCAUCCCCACGUGGUUCUGAGCGUGCUCACUGAGACCGUCUCGGUGCGGUGCGGACUGGGCGAGCCGGUGCUGCUGGACUGCCGCUUCUGGGCGGACCCCUCGUCCCCGCUGUCGGCGGGGGGCUUCGCCGUGGAGUGGCGGUACCAGUUCAGGGGUCAGGGCCGCCUGGUCCUCGCCUACGACGGGAAGACGGACCGCCUGGCCCCCGGCCCGCAGGAAGGGGCGGCGCUGGACUUCGCCGGCCUCCACGCCGCAGGAAACGCGUCGCUGGUCCUGCAGGAAGCCGAGGCGCGGCACUCGGGGACGUACGUCUGCGCCGUGCACCUGCCCCACCUGCUGGCCCAGGUGACCGUGGAGCUGGAGGUGGUAGAGCCCCCCUCCCUCUCCAUCAGCCCCUCCCCGCUGCCCCUCGCCGCCCCCGGCCAGGUGCUCAGCGUCCGCUGUGAGGCGUCCGGCUUCACCCCCCUCCCCCUGGAGCUGAGCUGGGAGUUCCUGGGGGCGGACGGGGCCCCCGCGGCCCUGGGGGAGGCCAGCCUGUCCGGCCACCGGGAGGCCUGGGACGGCACCUACAGCCAGAGCAGCCUGCUGCAGCUGGACACCAGCGCCCUGGGCCGGGGGGGGGGGCUGGUGUGUGUGGCCCGACACCGUGGGGGGACCAGGCGCUCCAAGGUCGCCCUAGAGGUCAUAGGGUUCAGCACCCCCUCCAUCCAGGACUCCAUGGCGAUGGUUGCCGUGGCGCUGCUGCUCUACGGAAUCAUCACACUGGCCUUCAGGAACAUUGCUGGUUCAGACGGGGUCAGACCCAAGGAGAAAGACCAGUGAGCAGGCAGGGAGCUCGUCGCCCUGGAAACGCUUCAGCCAAUCAGCGCUUCUCCUCCUGCUCCCCUGAUGUGUAGACACACUGUAGUCUGGGAUCGAUGACGUGUGUUGACUGUGUGUUUUCUACGUGUGAAAUGUUAAUAUUUUGUGUGUGUGACCAUCGAGGUUGUUAAUUUUGCGUUAGCUUCUAUGCAUAGUUCUAUAGUCUGGCUCUAGGCUAGCUAUUUAAAAUAGCAGUAAUGAGGAACUGGAAAAUAGUGUUAAACACUUUAUUUUAAUGCAAUCUAUUGUUAUUAUUUUUGGCUGUCCUCCCACCAGUAAAUGGUUUCCAGUCUUACCGAGGUACAUGGGAAUGAUUGCGUCAUAAGAGGUAUAAAUUACCUUUAACCUCCAUUGAUAGGCUACUAUUCAUGAAGAGUUUUCUUUUAAGGUCCUGGUUUGGAAAAGUGGCAGGGAAAUAUGUAGAAAACACAAAUGGCCUUUAGAAUAUAGAAAAAAUAAACAAAUAUUGAA
Molecule: messenger RNA, 1683 nt
Organism: Gadus chalcogrammus (walleye pollock)
Lineage: Eukaryota; Metazoa; Chordata; Actinopteri; Gadiformes; Gadidae
Product: tapasin-like
Exons: 7
Coding region: 1-1173 (390 amino acids)
Source: RefSeq, a predicted model, not a curated record